This is a messenger RNA of Poecilia reticulata (guppy), 5336 nucleotides long. The record is from RefSeq and is a predicted model, not a curated record. Lineage: Eukaryota; Metazoa; Chordata; Actinopteri; Cyprinodontiformes; Poeciliidae.
GAAUUAUUUUCUCCUGCAUAAGGAUGAUAAAAGAAAUUUGGCAGGAUACAACUAAUUAAAAAAAGGCUGUUUCACCAAGGAUUAUUUUUUUGCCUCUGAAUCAGCUCAGGUCAGAACUUUAAACUAAGCUUGUGGUUAUCAAACUAUCUAAAAUGGUAUUUUUUUAACACAAUCAAAACAGUGACACUCUAAUCUUUGUGAUUUUUACAAAACUUUAGAAUGAAGACCACAUAACUCAAACUGUAUUUAAAAAAAAAGAAGAAACACGCACGCACGCACACACACACACACACACACACACACACACACACACACACACACACACACACACACACACAAACACUUACUACAGAAAAAUGCAGUCCAGAAGCCAAAAAAAUGAUGAGUGUAAUAAUAUAAUAAUAAUAAUGAGCACAAUGCUGAAGUUGGCUUCUUAUUCAGCAGUGUGCUCAUUUAUGAUUUUAUGAUUUGUGGACAUAAAGAUGGUAAAAUGACUAUCUGUAUUCAAAAAUGCAGGAUGUUAUAAAAACAGCUAAAACACCAAUUGAUUUCUGGAAACAUUUGAAAUUAGAAACACUUGUAGGAUUCCUUUUGAUCUCAUGUGUCUGUCUCCAAUUUUAUAUGUAGAUUUCGAAGUAUUUAGAAGAAAUAUCUAUCCAUGUUGACAAUUUAGACAUAAGGGAUCUGUUUGUAUCCUGAAUAUACAGAUAAAUAACAAUUUAUGUUAUUGUUUUGCAAUAACAUAAAUUAGUAUUUAUUUAGGAUAUCAGCAAAUAGAAGGAUCAGUAAUUGCCUGCAAACUGCUAGCCUGGUUUAAGCACAGUUAUGUUGAGCCUUUUUUUCUUUUAUUUUUUACUUAACUGUAAUACAUACUGUAAAAAGCCGGCGUUCAGUUUGAACUCACUAUAAAAUCUAUGUUCCUGUGGAACAUAGUUCCAUAGGAACAUCUUUAAGCAAACUUUGGUGUCUGGAACUCGAGCAUCCCCAAAUCCUAAACAUCAUCAAGACACAGUUUACAAAACCAAAGAAUUGUUAUUGAGAUAUUCUAAAGGACAAAUAGUGGACAAUGUAGUAUCACGUUGAUAUAUUUUUUUAGUAUAGUUUGUCAGCCUGUUUUUCAUCUCAUGUAUUAAAUUUUUUCCAACUUUGGCUAGUUUCCGCUUUUUUCACUAUACUUGUGUUUGCUCAAAAUGCAACCGCCUGUCGACAGUCGAGGAGGUGCAGUCCAUUUCUGUCCCUGGACAGUGGGUGGGGAAAUAUAAGUUUGCAGCGUCCUUUAGUGGAGGAUCAAGGAGGGGGAAUUAAAUGGACAGUGGCAUACCUGGGGAGGUAACUGAGGAUGAGCUGUUCAAUAGACUUCAACAAAUCAAAGAUGGUCCAGAGCAGCCACAGAAUAACAACCCAAGCACAGAAAAUACUGAGGAUCCCGUCGAAACUCCAGAGAGCUCUGAGGAUUCCCAAGGUGGGGAUAGCUUGCUUGACUGGCUCAACACAGUGAGACGAACCGGCAACACAACUAGAACUGGACAUCGUGGAAACCAGUCGUGGCGAGCUGUGAGCCAGACCAACCCAAACAGUGGAGACUUUCGCUUUAGCUUGGAGAUCAGUGUGAACCGCAACCUGGCCGAACAGCAGGCCGCUGCUGAAGGAGAACAGGGGCCUUCAGAGGGGCCUUCAGAGGGGCCUUCAGAGGGGCCUUCAGAGGGGCCUUCAGAGCAGGCCCCAGCGGGUCAAGAGGAAGAAGAGGUUACAGAUCCUGAACCACAGGUUCCUAUGGAAACAGAGGUUGUGGAAGAACCAGUCGUUGAAGAGUUAGCUGUCAUUGUUGAGCCAGAACCUGAAGAAACACCUGAAGAAGAGGUUGCCUCACAAGAAGCUGUCGAGGAACCUCCCAGUCCACCCCCAGCUCCACCUCCAGCUCCAGUCGUAGAAGAAGUUUCACCGGAGCAACCCCCACCUUGUUCUUCUCCACGAAGGGGACAAAGGAGACCCCGCAGCCGUAGCCCAGAACCACGCAGGACCAGAGCCCGCUUAGCCAGAAGCCGUUCACCUCUCCGUUUGGAUCAACUAGAUGACCUACCUGGUCCGCGACACACCUACGGCUCUCAGAGCCCCAGUUCUUCCACUGACACACCUCCAGUGCCUCAAGUGGAGGGCAGUUCUCGGACUCGACAACAUAUUCUCUCCAGGCAAAGCCCAUUAGACGACAAUGUUCAACCACCCAGUGUUGAAGUAGAAUCAGUCCCAGAAGCCCAGAAUGUUAGACCUCAGGAAGGAGAACCCAACGGGAAUGAAGGAGGUUCGGCGGAACGCCGUCCCCCGACUAUAAUGCUCGACCUUCAGGUGCGUCGUGUGCGUCCAGGUGAAUAUCGGCAAAGAGACAGCAUCGCCAGCCGUACCCGGUCACGCUCGCAGAACUCCAACAACACUUUUCUCUAUGAGAGUGAGCGGGGGGGUUUUCGCAGGACCUUCUCGCGCUCCGAGCGUGCCGGAGUGAGGACCUACGUCAGCACCAUUCGAAUCCCCAUUCGCAGGAUCUCCGACGCAGGGUUAGGAGAGGCGACGUCGAUGGCUCUCCAGUCUAUGAUAAGGCAGAUCAUGACGGGCUUCGGCGAGCUAGGCUACCUCAUGGACUCCGACUCAGAUUCCUCAGAUUCAAACCGCGGUACCGGGACACCCGCCGAUACGGAAUCCCUCAAUAAUCCAGAUGCUAGUAACGCUGACGCGUCUGCUGCUGAUGAGCAACCAUCGGUUGCUGCUGCUGCUGGAGUUAGAGAGAGGACAGUUGAGACAGAUGCGGAUGAGGGUCUUACUACUGGCCCACAGGCUUCUGGUGGAAGGGCUCGACCUAGACCCCCCAUCAGCCUAGAGGAGCCCAGCUCGCUGCCCUUCUUACGACUUGCUCACUUCUUCCUCCUGAAUGACGACGACGAUGACCAGCCUCAGGGGCUGACCAAAGAACAGAUUGAUAACCUCUCCAUGCGCAACUUUGGUGAGAGCGACGCCUUGAAAACCUGUAGCGUCUGUAUAACGGAGUACGCCGAGGGGAACAAGUUACGCAAGCUUCCCUGCUCUCAUGAGUACCACGUGCACUGCAUAGACCGCUGGCUCUCUGAGAACUCCACCUGCCCCAUCUGUCGCAGGGCUGUCCUGGUAUCAGCCAACCGAGAGAGCGUGAUCUAACUCUUAACAGACUCCAACCUUUUCAAUAUUUCAAACUAAUUACACAUCCAAGUCAUGUAAGAUGCUUUGAAGAAAUGUCUCCACUAUUGAAAAUUUUUUUUUUUCUCAUAAUUUGUGAGAUUGAUCAUUAUGUUACAGGUUUCAUUUGAGGUGCUCAGUCUCUUGACAUGCAUUCAGACUCUAAGUUGACAUUUGCUAUUGUUGUCCAGAGCUGAGCAGAAGCAGUGCAUGCUGUUGAUCAACCUGUUGUGUCCAUGCAGUGAUGCACCAAGUUAUGUACACAAGCAGACCUAUAAUCUUAUAUUAAACCCUUUGAUUAUAAAUGCUGCUGCACACCUGCAGGUAGUUCAAGCACUUCAGAUAUCUUCUUUUGGUAUGAAUCUUAAUUAGCACCUCAAGCACAAUUCUUAGUUGCAGCAGUUUGAAAGUAUUAGCUGUAAAUAGGCUUGUAAAAAAAUAAUUUUGACUCUGUAUCAGUGAAUUGGUUUAGGACUGUAAAUUAGAGGAUCAGAGUCAUUUCGGUUACACUUAAAGCAGUUUCAGGAUGGGGAGAGAAUGAGCUUGCAUAGCAGACAUAUGUUCUCAUGAGUUGGUCUGCAGGUAACGGUGUAACGUGCUCCUUUUUGUUCACAUGACCAAAUCAAGACCCUACUCUGGAGUUCCAUUUGCCAAUACUCUGCUAGGCUAGGUUGUUUAAAAAAAAUGUUGCUCUGGCAUAGAGGAAAAUAUUUGGCAUCCUGCAGUGUUUUUUUUAAACAGAAGAAAUAUCAGAAAUGGGGAUCUGCCUGCAUUGGCUUCAGGUAAAUUUUGCCCCUUUUGACAAUUUGUACCCACAUUUUCUGCCUACAUGUUGCCAUUUUGUCCUUGAGCAUUUACAUUUCAUACCUGUAAACAAUUCAUUUCCCACACUUGUCCUUAACAUUGCAUAUCAUUUUUUUGGUAGAUCAAAUUAUGCAAAUUAUGGAAAUUUCAUAUUUUUCCAUAUUUUAUGAAAACUUUAUUAUACCCAGUUUACAAUGGUAUAGGUUAUCAGCCCAGUUUUAGCCAGUUAAACCUAAUGAAAUAUGAUGAAUUAUAAAACUUGAUCAGAGUAAAGCAACUCUUAAGCAACAACCUGCUGGUAGAUAUCAUUUAUUGGAGUCAUAAAACUACAUUUCCUUCCAGCAGAGGAAGUAGAUUAUGAAAAAUUACUUUUAAUUGGAAGUUGGGGACAGAAUAAAAAAAAUGUCCACAAGGCUGUUGAAACAUUUGGAUGCAAAUGGGUAAAAUGACCAGGAAAUGUCAUUAUGGUCAGGAAAUUUUAUUUUGUAGGUGAGUUCUUAUUUCAUAAUAGGCUUAAAAUUGAAGUUUAAAGUUGUCCCUCUUCCAGUAUUUAUUUCUCAUGUACAGUGAUUCAUUCCCCUUCUCUCACCAGCAGCUGCGGUCUGAUAACAAGCUCAUCAUAUUUCUCUCGUUCUGGGUUAGUCAUAUAACCAGAAACGGGCUUUAUAUGGAAAUAGCCUUUAACCUUAUCUCAAGCCAGAGUUUGUCUCUAAAAGGUAGGUCCAUCAUAUUCUACAAGUUGCUCAAUAUUUAUUAAACAACGGCUUAGACUUUCAAACAUUGUCAGAAAAUUCAAAUUUCAAUAGAAAAUCAAGAAGUUACCCAACUGCUUUAUGAGCAAAUCUUCCCAAGUGGUGUGCAAUAUUUGCAAAAUGUACAAGUAUAGUAAAACAAACCAUGAUUUAAAUGUGUACUAUUGUUAAAAACUGUUUAAAUCCUAAAUGAAGACUUAUAACCCUUUACAGUAUGUGUUGAAGUUGAUUUUAUUUAGAAGCUAUGUAGGUUUUAAUAAUUAAUAAACAGGAACAUUGACCAGUAAAGGAGCUGAAGGGCAUCACUUAUUGCCAUCCUGUUUCUUGUUUCACUGUUUGAUGUCUUAGCCACGAUUAUUACCUCCCCUCUGUGGGACACAAAUAUUUGAAUGCAAGAUGUUGAAUAGCAUUAACAUGUAAAAAAAAGAAAAAGAAAAAAAAAAGAACUGUCUGUUUCCUUUAAAGGGGCCGAGCUUCGGUUUGGCCUUGUUCUGUGACCUACCCAGUGCAGGAUGUUAACUGGGUGUUUUAAUGAAACUAACCGCUGAAUUAAACGAGUUGAUAUGCUAUAAAACAAUA